GUAAAUAUGAGCAUUGCCAUACUUCCGAUGUCAGCAGAGUUCAAUUGGAACCCAGCGACAGUUGGCCUGAUACAGUCUUCUUUUUUCUGGGGCUACCUUCUUACUCAGGUUGCUGGUGGCAUUUGGGCAGAUACAGUAGGUGGCAAGCUGGUCCUGGGAUUUGGUGUAGUUUGGUGGUCGAUUGCUACAGCUCUCACUCCCAUUGCUGCUAAACUUGGAUUGCCUUUCCUUCUUGUUGUUCGUGCUUUCAUGGGUAUCGGUGAGGGUGUUGCUAUGCCUGCCAUGAAUAACAUUCUGUCAAAAUGGGUUCCAGUAGCAGAGAGAAGUAGAUCAUUAGCAUUGGUGUACAGUGGGAUGUACCUUGGAUCAGUCACUGGCCUGGCCUUUUCACCGUUUUUAAUCCACCAGUUUGGUUGGCCAUCAGUCUUCUACUCCUUUGGUUCUCUAGGAACAGUUUGGGUUUCUGUGUGGUUAAGUAAGGCAUAUAGUUCUCCUCUUGAGGAUCCUGAGCUGUUGCCUGAAGAGAAGAAGCUGAUCCUUUCCAACAGCGUUUCCAAGGAACCUGUUAAAACAAUACCUUGGGGACUAAUUUUGUCAAAACCACCUGUAUGGGCCCUAAUAGUGUCUCACUUCUGUCACAAUUGGGGAACAUUUAUUCUUCUGACAUGGAUGCCAACCUACUAUAACCAAGUCCUGAAGUUCAAUCUUACAGAAUCAGGCCUUAUUUGUGUUUUGCCUUGGCUUACAAUGGCAUUUUCUGCAAAUCUUGGAGGCUGGAUUGCAGACACGCUAGUUAGCAAAGGUUUAUCUGUGACAAGGGUUCGCAAAAUCAUGCAAACAAUUGGAUUUCUUGGUCCUGCUUUCUUCCUAACUCAGUUGAGCCAUGUUAAUUCUCCUGCAAUGGCUGUUUUGUGUAUGGCAUGCAGCCAGGGUACUGAUGCAUUCUCACAGUCUGGUUUAUAUUCAAAUCAUCAAGAUAUUGCCCCUCGAUAUUCCGGAAUAUUGCUUGGUCUAUCCAAUACUGCCGGAGUACUGGCAGGUGUGUUUGGAACUGCAGCAACGGGCUACAUCUUGCAACAUGGUUCAUGGGACGAUGUAUUCAAGGUUUCUGUUGGGCUAUACUUGGUUGGCACUGUAGUUUGGAACCUUUUUUCAACUGGGGAGAAGAUCUUGGAUUAAACUCAGAUAUGAGAUCCUUCACAUGCGGCAGUUCAAUCCUGAGAUUAUAUAGAAGAGUUCAACUAUAGGGAAUAGUGGAAAGAUGAAAAAGCAAGAGAUAGAUAAAUCAAUUUGAUGAAUGCAAGAUCAUUUUUACUGAUAUUCUUGGGACUUGGAGAUUUUGCCCAUAUUUUUUUCCCAUAUGGAGCAUGAAGCUUGAAUUUAGUAGAACUAUUGCCUCCCAUCUCUUGGAAUUAAGAUAACUGGGCACACUUCGAGUCCAUCUCAGUAGAGAAAGGAUACAUACAUAAUUGUAAAUGCUGUAUUUAGACUAACAUAUCAAUGAAGAGAUUAUAUUGUACAAAAAACUGUUCAACAAUUGUUUUUUUGGAUCCUUAUAGCUCUAAUGCUUUC
Messenger RNA from Juglans microcarpa x Juglans regia, 1572 nucleotides. RefSeq names its product probable anion transporter 1, chloroplastic. NCBI's taxonomy places the organism in Eukaryota, Viridiplantae, Streptophyta, Magnoliopsida, Fagales, Juglandaceae. Bases 7 to 1179 code for a protein of 390 amino acids. The transcript has 9 exons. The record is from RefSeq and is a predicted model, not a curated record. Gene Ontology annotation, biological process: transmembrane transport. Gene Ontology annotation, molecular function: transmembrane transporter activity.